CGCAGUCCGGACACUUCCGCUCGAGGCAGACGAGGCCGCGUCAGGACCCCUAUGGGAGCUCUGCAUUGCCAGGCCUUGGCCCUUCCCCAGAAAGAGCAGGAGAAAAUGACCGAGCUUCAGGAGGCAGUGACCUUCGAGGACGUGGCUGUGGUCUUCAGCAAGGAGGAGCUCCGGCUGCUGGACCCCCCCGAGAGGCAGCUGUACCGAGACGUGAUGCUGGAGAACUUCCGGAACCUGGUCUCUGUGGGAUAUGAACCCUUCCAAUUAGACAUGAUAUUGCAGCUGGGGAGAGAAGAGAAGCUUUGGAUGACAGAGUCAGAAACCCAAGCCGGGAGUUCAGGAAACAGGAAUAAAAAUGAGAUAGAAACUCUUCAAGAAGUAGGCUUAAAGUGCCUUUUACAAGAAGACCUUCUGUGCUGGCCAAUGUGGGAACAGUUUAUAAAGAAAUUAACCAGAAAUCAAGACUUGAUAAUAAAUCUGCAAGACAAGAGGUCCAAAUUGCCAGAACAAGGUGAUUCCUGUCAGGAGUGGGCAGGAAGCUAUUCUGGAGAAUCUGUUCAGGCUUCUGAGGAUGAGAACUGUAUAAUAAAGCUUCCAGGGGAGAGUUCCAAUAGUAUACAAGAGUUUCCAAUUAAGACCAUCUGGGAUUUCUGGAAGAAAAUGUACCUGAGAGAGUCACAGCAUCAUCAGAGUAGUUGUCAGCAAAUUGAUGUAAAAAAUAAACUGUUUAAGUGUGAUCAUUGUAUUAUGAGAAAGACCCCUCAUCACCGUGCUGAUCAGAAAGUACACAAAAGUGUGAGGACUUGCUGCCACAGUAACUGUGGGAAAGACUUCACGAAGAAAUCAGUACAGCAUAGUGCACUGCACUCAGGAGAGCAACCUUCUAUUAAGAAUGGAAAACAGUUUGGCCUUGGCUUUGAUCUUGAACUUCAUCAGCAAUUGCACCUAAUCAAGAAGCCCCAUACACGUAGUGAGUGUGGGAAAGGCAUCAGUUACAGCUCAGAGCUUUGCAUUCAUCAGAGUGCUCACACAGGAGAGAAGUGCUGUGGGAAUGAGGAGUGUGGUGAGGACUUCAUUCUGAGCUCUCAUCUGCAAACUUGUCCUGGAGUCAGCAUACGAGAGAAACCUUAUAAAGGUCAGGUAUGUGCUAAGAGCUUCAAUCAGAACCCUUCUGUCACUCAUGAGCCCACUCACCCAGGAGGGCAUAUGUGUAGGUGUGACAGGGGUGGGAAGGGUACCAGUCAUAGCUUAGGUCCUAAUACUCACUGUGUAGACAACACUGGAAAGAAAUCCUGUAAUUCUGAGGUGUGUGGUAAAGGCUUCGGUCAGACAUCACAACUUCAAGCCCACCAGAGAGCCCACCCCAGAGACAAAAUAUACAAAUGGGAGGCAUGUGACAGGCUAUUUAAUCAGACCUCUGGUCCCCGUCAGAGAGCUUAUGCUGGAGAGAAGUUGUAUAAAUGUGAGGUAUGUGGGAAGGACUUCAGUAAGGCCUCAAAUCUCCAAGCCCAUCAAAGAAUUCACACUGGAGAGAAACCAUAUAAAUGUCAUGUGUGUGAUAAGAGCUUCAACCAGAAUUCCCAUCUUCAGGCCCAUCAGAGAGUCCACACAGGAGAAAAACCAUACAAAUGUGACAUAUGUGGUAAGGGCUUUAGUCAGAGUUCACAUCUUCAAGCCCAUCGGAGAGUCCAUACAGGAGAGAAACCCUACAAAUGUUUUGACUGUGGUAAGGGCUUCAGUAAGAGUUCACAUCUUCAAGCCCAUCGGAGAGUCCAUACAGGAGAGAAACCCUACAAAUGUUUUGACUGUGGUAAGGGCUUCAGUAAGAGUUCAUGUCUUCAGGUUCAUCAGAGAGUCCAUAAUGGUGGUAAGUCCACUACACAUGAUGAGUGUGGUAAAAGUGUUCUUCAGAAUUUAGACUUCUCAUUUUCAUCGGAAAACCUACACAGCAGAGAAUGUUUAUAAAAUGUGUUUUAAGAAUUUAGAAGUAAACUGAGUUUUUUUUUUUAUAGUCAUCUGAAUUCCACUGGAGGAAACCUAUUGUAUAGAUAUGACCAGUGUUUCCAACAGAGCUCAAAGUGUCACAUUUCUCAAAAGAAUGCAAAACAGAGAAACCCUAUAAGAAUGGUGCAGUAUGUUUCAAUCAGAACCUUCAUGUUCAAUAGACUCUAUAUGGGAGAGAGGUCUUAAAAAUGGUAAGUAAGGGAACAACCUAAGACAGGCACAGUCGCAGGGGGGCCAUCAGGUGAAAAAUUGGGGAUCAACAGAGGUGAGGCUUAGAACCUCACCCCCUGUGUUUUGAGAGAAAUCUUCUGCAUCCGUGGAUGUUUUGUUGCCCUUGUCUAGCUUGGAUUAAUACUUAGUCUACAGGCACACACCUGAUCAUCUACAUUUGCCCUCUUACAGCACUAAAUUAUGUUUUCUACCUUUAUCUUGCAUCUACCUACCACUUCAGCAUUUUAUUUAAAAAUAAAUAAAAAUAAAAUAAAUAAAUAAAUAUAAAUAAAAAUAAGGGAGAAAUGUGGGAUUCACAUAUAAAUCAAGUAUAAAAAUCAAAUGAAUAAUCAUAUCUGACUUGAUUGUUGAUAGUUCAUGAUGCGUGAUCAAAACCGAAAGUUUCUGUGAUAUGACUGCCCUUGCACUGUUCACCAUGUAAGAACUUAUUCACUAUGUAAGGACUUGUUCACCAUGUAAGAACUUGUUCGUUAUGCUUCAGAAGAUUGGAGACUGACGAGAAUUAGGCUUGGGGUGGAUUAAUGAUUGUGCAUUGAGUCCCCUAUACAGAAUUUUAUUGUUGUUAACAACCAUUUGAUCAAUAAAUAUGAGUGAUGCCUUCUCAAAAAAAAAAAUGGUAAGUAAGGUCAGGACUUCGGCUAAAGUAUAAUGAUACACACAACAAAAUCCACAUCCACUCGAAUGUAAGCUCCAUGAGGACAGGAAGUUUGUUUACUGCUAAAUGACCAUGACCUUUAACCAGUGCCUAACAAAUAGUAGUUACCCUGAAAAUGUCUAACUUGAUGGAGAAGAAAACACUGUUAUAAAUAGGACAAAUAUUUUAAAAUUGUAAUGAGCUCAACCCCAAAGUAAAUUGUACAAGGAAAUAGAUUCUUGGAAGAAACCUUAAAAAUUAAUUCAAGGAAAUGAUCACUUAAUAAAAAUACAUAAAAUCCUG
Manis pentadactyla (Chinese pangolin) is the source of this 3172-nucleotide messenger RNA. RefSeq names its product zinc finger protein 233 (gene ZNF233). Gene Ontology annotation, biological process: negative regulation of transcription by RNA polymerase II. Lineage: Eukaryota; Metazoa; Chordata; Mammalia; Pholidota; Manidae. Gene Ontology annotation, molecular function: DNA-binding transcription repressor activity, RNA polymerase II-specific. The transcript is spliced from 5 exons. The record is from RefSeq and is a predicted model, not a curated record. Bases 52 to 1965 code for a protein of 637 amino acids.